Messenger RNA from Trichoderma reesei QM6a, 900 nucleotides. RefSeq lists its product as uncharacterized. Bases 1 to 900 code for a protein of 299 amino acids. The transcript has 2 exons. Gene Ontology annotation, molecular function: protein binding. Lineage: Eukaryota; Fungi; Ascomycota; Sordariomycetes; Hypocreales; Hypocreaceae. The record is from RefSeq and is a predicted model, not a curated record.
AUGGCCACUUCUGAUAAGGAGAGAGCCUCAAAAAACACAGAGAACCCAUCUCAAAAGGAGAACAGCAGCGAUGAGCCACAAGAGCUGAGAUUUUCUCCCGAGGAGGAAGCAGCCCUCCUCAAAGAAUCCCACACCAUCAAAGCCGACGCAAACGCCCUCUUCGCCGCCAAAGACUACCACAACGCCCUCUCACGAUACAACGACGCCGUCGCCUCAUGUCCAAACUACCUCCACUAUGAGCGCGCUGUCCUGCAAAGCAACAUUGCCGCCUGUCAUCUGCAAACGGAACAAUGGAAGGAUGCCAUAAAGGCUGCUUCAGACGCACUCGAUAGUCUGGCCAAGCUUGAGAGCGAAUCAAGUCCAAAGGAGUCCAAGGACGAUACCACAGACGGCAAAACAAACAAUCAAGACACCAACCCUGGUAAGCCCAAGGACGACGAAGAAGAAGACGUAGAAGAAGAAAUCAUCAGCUCCGGCGCAGCCCACUCCGCACCCCCAGCUCCUCCCUCCCCAACGCCAGAGGAAAUCGCCCUCGAAGCCCGCAAGGCAGACAUCCUCCGCAUCCGCACAAAGGCCCUCCUCCGCCGCGCCCGCGCCCGCUCCGAGGAAGGCGGCUGGUCCAACCUCGCCGGCGCAGAGGAGGAUUACCGCGCCCUCUCGCAGAUGCCCGGCCUGACGCCCGCGGACCAGCGCACCGUCCGGGCGCAGCUCAAGGCGCUGCCGCCGCGGACAAAGGCCGCCCAGGAGGCCGAGAUGGCGGAGAUGUGGGGGAAGCUGAAGAAUCUUGGGGAUGGCAUUCUGAAGCCCUUUGGGCUGAGUACGGAUAACUUCAAGAUGGUCAAGGACGAGAAGACGGGGGGUUAUAGCAUGAACUUUUCGCAGGGAGGCUCGUCUUCAUGA